CUGUGUCAGUGGUAGGAUUGUGAUCUGAGAGUGAGGGUGUAGCUGGAGCCACUCAGUGGGUUACAGAUUUGAUCGCUCGCUGCCUUCAGAGGACCUUACUGAAGGGCAGUCAUGCGUCUGAUAGGAUCCACUGUCCUUCUCUCUGUCCUGCUGCAGGCUGUGUCUGCUCAGACAGAGGACUGGCAGAGGGCCACGUCUAUCUAUGACUUCUCAGCAUUGGAUAUUGAUGGCAAUUUGGUUUCCCUAGAAAAAUACAGGGGGAACGUUGUCAUCAUCACCAACGUUGCCUCUAAAUGAGGCAAAACCCCAGUAAACUACUCUCAGUUUGCGGAGAUGCACGCCAAGUACGCUGAGAGAGGUUUACGCAUCCUUGCCUUCCCUUCUAACCAGUUUGGGAACCAGGAGCCGGGCACUGAGGCUCAGAUCAAGAACUUCGCCCAGAGCUACAACGCUCAGUUUGACAUAUUCGGUAAGGUCGAUGUGAACGGGGCCAGCGCUCUUCCUCUGUGGAAGUGGCUGAAGGAGCAGCCCAACGGGAGCGGCUUAUUUGGAAAUAGCAUCAAGUGGAAUUUCACCAAGUUUUUGAUCGACAGACAGGGUCAGGUGGUGAAGAGAUACGGACCCCUGGAUGAUCCCAGCGUGGUGGAGAAAGAUCUUCCCAGAUACCUGUAAACACCUACCUGAUGAGUCAUGUCACCAUUUUGUCUUUCCAUCACCCUUGUAGCUCCUUUCUCUGCCUCUCCAAGCACCAGUGGAUACAGUCUGAGUCCACCCCAGACCAGUGACGGUCUGCUCAUAAACCCGCAUGCUGGGCAGAGCAGACCUGAUGAAAAUGGCGUGCAAACCUCCUGGGAGGAUUACCAAGCUUGUAUCCACUUGGCUCUGUGGAGAGAAAGACAAAUGGGCCCUAAAUGGAUCAUUAACUCUUUUAACAGAUUAAUGUGUGGCAUUGUUUUCAUAAUAAAACGCACUAAGAUUUUAUGCUAAUGA
This is a messenger RNA of Epinephelus fuscoguttatus (brown-marbled grouper), 990 nucleotides long. It is a transcript of the gene gpx4a, whose product is annotated as glutathione peroxidase 4a. The transcript is spliced from 7 exons. Lineage: Eukaryota; Metazoa; Chordata; Actinopteri; Perciformes; Serranidae. The record is from RefSeq and is a predicted model, not a curated record. Gene Ontology annotation, molecular function: glutathione peroxidase activity. Gene Ontology annotation, biological process: response to oxidative stress.